This is a messenger RNA of Erpetoichthys calabaricus (reedfish), 1218 nucleotides long. RefSeq names its product tigger transposable element-derived protein 1-like. The transcript has a single exon. NCBI's taxonomy places the organism in Eukaryota, Metazoa, Chordata, Cladistia, Polypteriformes, Polypteridae. The record is from RefSeq and is a predicted model, not a curated record. Bases 1 to 1218 code for a protein of 405 amino acids. Gene Ontology annotation, cellular component: nucleus. Gene Ontology annotation, molecular function: DNA binding.
AUGCCCAGGAGAACAUACAUUACCCAGGAAGAGAAGAAAAUGCCAGGACACAAGCCUAUGAAGGAUAGGCUAACCUUAUUGUUCUGUGCCAAUGCGAGUGGUGACCUCAAGGUAAAGCCUCUCUUGGUUUAUCACUCUGAGACCCCUAGAGUGUUCAGAAAGCAUACAGUCAUGAAGAAUAGGCUAGGGGUCAUGUGGAGAUCUAAUGCAAAAGCCUGGGUAACAAGAGUACUUUUUCUUGAGUGGAUCAGGGAGGUUUUCUGUCCUACUGUUAAGAAAUAUCUAGAGGACAAAGGCUUACCACUCAAGGCUCUCCUCAUCAUGGACAAUGCUCCUGCUCACCCAAGAGACUUGGAAGAAGAGUUGGCUGAAGAAUUCCCAUGGCUUACAGUAGAUUUCCUCCCACCUAAUACAACUCCUCUACUGCAGCCUAUGGACCAGCAGGUUAUAGCUAACUUUAAGAAGCUAUACACCAAGGAACUGUUCCAGAAGUGCUUCCAGAUGGUCUCAGAUACAGAUUUAACUCUUACAGAGUUCUGGAAGAAACAUUACAACAUCCUUUCCUGUGUGGGGUUAAUAGAGAAAUCCUGGGCCAAUGUCUCUCUAAGGACACUAAGAUCUGCCUGGAAGAAAGUGUGGCCUAAAAUUAUAGAGGAGAGAGAUUUUGAAGGCUUUGUAGAGGAGCCUGAGCCUACAACUGACCCUGUGGUUGAUGACAUUGUCACUAUAGCCGAGUCCAUAGGCUUGCAGGUAGACAGUGCUGAUGUUGAGGAACUGGUGGAGGAACUCUCAGAGGAAUUGUCUACAGAGAAACUUCAGCAACUUCUGGCUGAGCAACAGAGGAUGCAAGCUGAGGAGCUUUCUGAAGAGGGGAAGGAUCAACAAUCAGUGCAGCAAAUUUCCUCUUCUGAAAUAAAGGACAUCCUGAAAAAAUGGACAGAGCUACAAACAUUUGUAGAGAAGACCCACCCAGACAGAGAAAAAGCUAAUCGUUGCAUGAACUUACUUAAUGACAAUGUCAUGUCAUACUACAGAACUGUGUUGAAGAAAAGACAGAAACAGACAACUUUAGACCAGUUUUUAUUUCCGAAAAGGCCGAGACCUAGUGAGCCAGAAGCAGGUCCUAGUGGGCUACAGCCUCUCCCAAGGAGAGAAAUGACACCAGAGAGCCAGAGUCCUGAUGUUCUUAUGGAAGGGGGCUCUCCUUCCAAACAAUAA